Molecule: messenger RNA, 1572 nt
Organism: Aaosphaeria arxii CBS 175.79
Lineage: Eukaryota; Fungi; Ascomycota; Dothideomycetes; Pleosporales
Exons: 3
Coding region: 1-1572 (523 amino acids)
Biological process (GO): peptidyl-threonine phosphorylation; peptidyl-serine phosphorylation
Molecular function (GO): ATP binding; protein serine/threonine kinase activity
Source: RefSeq, a predicted model, not a curated record
AUGGCAUCUUCUCACGAAGGAAAAGCUACAGCGACCGGAACGAAAAGCGGAGGCACCGAUCAAGCCGUUCCAUUGCCAGAAGGACUUCGCGAGAAGAUGAAGAAAGUGCUUCUGAAUAUAGAAGAACAAAUAGGCUUCUUUCGGCAACAGGAGAUUAAUGAGAUGUUCGAGGAAAAAGAGAUCAGGGAACUUCUCGCAUCUUUCCAAGACAGUGUCGACAAGGCAGCGUCUAGAAAGAAGAAUGAAGUCUCAUGGAUGACAUCACGAGACGGGAACCGUGACUUGGCCGAUCGCUAUAGGAUGCUAUUUUCCUAUCUGGUCUACAAUGACCAGGGCGAACAUCUAUUCGAGCUGGUUACCGAGUUCUCUGAAGGAAUGCCACUUUCUGAUGCCGCAAAAACUUGGCUUGUAGAAAAGCAAGAGGAAGCGAAACCACGCAGCUUGGCGAGUCUGAUCGCAAAACUCAACAGAUCACAGCGGCUUUUUGACGUCUCCUUCUUAGAUGUCGCCGGGGAAAAUGAUUUCGGUCCAGAAGCAGUACUGCCGUAUGAAACAGAUCCUGGUUCAAAGACUCCCGUUGCCUCUGCUUCUACCGCUAACGUUUAUGUAAACACCCUACGUGGCGAGUUCUGCAAUCUCUUUCAUACAGUAUCAGCAACGACUAUACCAGGAAAACACAAAGUUGCUGUCAAAGAGAUGAGAUUAACGGAUGAGAGGAAGUUCGUCCGCGAGCGAAGAUUCUUAAUGAUGCUGGGAAAAGCCGCACAGCUCCACGACUACGAAAAGAACUUGAUCAAUCUGCUUGAAUCCAGUUUGUCGCAGUUCUGGUUCGAGCACAGGGAUUCAGAGCUGAGAAAUUCGGAGGACUGGAUGAUAAGCACAAUGAUUGGAAUGACUGGCGCAUUGUCUGUGAUCCAUACUCAUAGAUCAUCUGGCCAACCGGUUGCAGAGACGCAUAAAGAGACACUCGGUCGUCAUGGUGAUAUCAAGCCGGACAAUUUUCUUUGUAUUAAGCGGCCCGGGGGAGCUGAUGGUGGCUCUGAAUACAUCGUCAAAGUGGCAGACUUCGAACGAAAUUACUCUGAUAAUGAGUGCCGUUCAGCUGUUAAGAUUGAUGAAGUUGAAACAUGGGCACCAGGAACGGGUACUUACCAAGCCCCCGAGUGGGGAGAUGAUGAUUUGAUUUGCAGCAAAUACGACAUAUGGGGUUUAGGUUGUGUCUACCUGGAAUUCAUCAUCUGGCAUCUCCAGGGUUGGAAAGGGAUAAAAAGGUUCCGGAAAGGAAGGAAAGGGCUGAAUGAACAUGGUAUUAAAAGCGACACAUUCUACAACAUGAACAAGAACUCGACAAAGCCAGGUUCGGAGGGGUCCAAAUCACCAGAGCCCAAAGAAUCUGUCAAGUUUCGGAUCAAAGAAUUGCAAACAUCCGCCUCUCCCCGGGUGGAAAGUCUGCUGAAGAUCAUCGGGGAUCGAAUGCUUCUACCCUGGCCGCCUACGAAACGUAUCUCCUCGACGGAGUUGCUAUCAGAGUUGAUGAAAAUCCAAGGUGCACAUGUUAAGCAUACAGCUUAG